CCUUAACCCAUUCCAUUCUCUUUGCUUAGACAAUAAAAUCACAAUGCAAGAAUCUGUGCGGGAUCAGCAGCAGCGUCAACAACAACAGCAACAAGAAGCACGCCAAGCCAUGGAUAUCCUGACCGAAAUGUCAACUCUUCUCAAUACGGGGCUUGACCGAGAAACGUUGUCUGUUUGUGUCUCAUUAUGUGAAUCUGGCGUCAACCCAGAGGCAUUGGCGGCUGUCAUCAAGGAACUUCGACGAGAGGCUGCUUCCGCAAAAACCGCUUCAUGAGACCAAUUAUCAAAGAUUUCUCAGAGGCCUGGGUCUGCUGUUUCCAACCAUUUGCCUGUACUACUAGGACUUGUUUGAAAAAGAUUUAUUAUUUUUUAUGAACAAUUAUCAAACCAAGCUGAAUUCUCUGUUUUAAAGGAUAGAAUGCUGAGUGAAUUAAAGUUUUUCUCCAUCAGUGAGGUAGUAGAAUAAAGUUUUUCAAACACUGCCCAUCUUGCUCUAGACAAUCUUGGGUUCAGCAAGGUUGGGGCCAUUG
This is a messenger RNA of Lobosporangium transversale, 530 nucleotides long. Its product is annotated as mitotic-spindle organizing gamma-tubulin ring associated-domain-containing protein. NCBI's taxonomy places the organism in Eukaryota, Fungi, Mortierellomycota, Mortierellomycetes, Mortierellales, Mortierellaceae. Gene Ontology annotation, biological process: gamma-tubulin complex localization; microtubule nucleation by interphase microtubule organizing center; mitotic spindle assembly. Gene Ontology annotation, cellular component: gamma-tubulin ring complex; spindle; centrosome. The transcript is spliced from 4 exons. The coding region runs from base 44 to 274 and encodes 76 amino acids. The record is from RefSeq and is a predicted model, not a curated record.